CCAGAAGAAGUAAUAAAGUUUACCGGAAAACAACAACACACGCUGGAAGCUCCGCACGUUGUUGAAGGAUGUUUCAAGUUGGACUUUAACAUCUGCUUUCUUGGAGUACGUAUACGGGGAGAUGCAGAGCCCCGCGGGCAGCGGCCGGCCUCUCUUCGGGGGGGCUCUGUCGGCCGUGAUCCCUCAGCACGCCACGGACAUCAGCGAGCUGCGGGAGAUCCCGGACAACCAGGAGGUGUUCGCCCACUCCCACACCGACCAGAGCCUGGUCGUGGAGCUGGUGGAGUACCAGCACCAGGUGGCCGACCAGCACGCCGCCAGGUACCACUUUGACGACCUGGCGGGCAGCAACCAGGCUGCAGCGGCGGGCUGCUGCGAGGUGGCGGGGGUGGCGGCUCUGCCCGGAGCAGAGCUGUCCCUGGCCCAGUGCAGCUGCGCCUGGACCUGCACGGGCACGCAGCGGGUGUCCAAGUUCAACGAGGAGGCGAGGAACACGGUGGUAAUCCACCUGGGCGUGUUCCGCCUUCCGCAGUUCUCCACCGAGGUGCUGGUGACCUUCAACGACCCGCAGAGCAUCAGACCCGCCAGCAGCAGCAGCAGCGCGGAGCACACGGAGCCGUGGACGCUGCAGGACUUCCAGCGGGUGCUGCACACCCUGACCCUGCACAACCCCGGGCUGUUCGGCUAGAACCGGGACCCCCGAACUCAGUAUUUGUUAUUCUCUGUGACCCAGAUGUUCACCAGGAUCAAACAAGACAGCAUGUGUGUAUGAUGGGAGUCACAACCCAAAAGACAUUAAGCCUGAUUUAUGGUUAUACGUUAAAUUGACGCAGAACCUACGCCAUAGGGUACGGCGUACGGUGCGCGUCGCCGCGUACCCUACGGCGUAGGCUAUGCGUUGGUGUAACGCGGAACCAUAAAUCAGCCUGGUAGUGCUGCUGCUGUCCUGACGCAUAGGAAUUCCUUCAUUCUGUCAAUAGAAAUACAAUGUGACCAAAUAGUCCAUGACUUAAUCUCAGUCUCACUCCUCCUGUCUGCUGGAAUGAAUGAUUAAAGUUGUGCAAUUUAAUCCUGUUCUUUUGUCAGUACAUAGAAUCUAUUUGAUCAGUUAAAUGUAUUAAGUGCACAAUUCCCUUGUUCAAACUUGGAUGUCAAUGAAAUGUUUUACCUGUCAUACGCCUUUGAUUUUUACUGACACAUUGGUGUAUUCAUAAGCUUUCAUAAAACAACAUUUCCACACUAUGUGGGGUCCUGGUCAGGGUAAUCGAAGCAUGCUGGACCCCAUUUAAGAAUACAUGUAUAUUGGUUACAUCUAUCAAUAGAACACCCUACCAACAUACCCUCCUUAGACAUCGAUGAGCAUCCUUCAAUUCGUGUAAGCUACCACAGAAGCUUUGAUUUCAGUUCUUAACGACUAUACCAAGUUAUUUGCCGAUCUGUUUUUGAGAUCAAUAUCAUAUAAGGACACCUGCUGCGUAAGGGGUAAUAAUGAUUUGUGCAGCAAUCACUGUCACUGACCAGAUGUUUAUUCAUUUUUGUUGUAUUAAGAUUCUAGUUUGAGAACUGCAGAAUUAAAAUAUUAUAAAUUAUU
Molecule: messenger RNA, 1591 nt
Organism: Cololabis saira (Pacific saury)
Lineage: Eukaryota; Metazoa; Chordata; Actinopteri; Beloniformes; Belonidae
Gene: rangrf
Product: RAN guanine nucleotide release factor
Exons: 2
Coding region: 122-688 (188 amino acids)
Biological process (GO): regulation of sodium ion transmembrane transporter activity; heart contraction; regulation of membrane depolarization
Cellular component (GO): nucleus
Molecular function (GO): sodium channel regulator activity; guanyl-nucleotide exchange factor activity; transmembrane transporter binding
Source: RefSeq, a predicted model, not a curated record